Molecule: messenger RNA, 609 nt
Organism: Prunus armeniaca (apricot)
Lineage: Eukaryota; Viridiplantae; Streptophyta; Magnoliopsida; Rosales; Rosaceae
Source: the annotation of a GenBank genome assembly
AUGACGCCUGAGGAAGCUUGGAGUGGAAGGAAGGCAACAACAGAUCACUUCAAAGUGUUUGGGUGCAUAGCAUAUGCACAUAUUCCAGAUGUGAAGAGGAAGAAGCUUGAUGAAAAUGGUGAGAAAUGCAUCUUUCUUAGGGUGAAUGAACACUCAAAAGCAUACAAAUUGUUCAACCCUAUUACUAAAAAGGUGGUUACCAGCCGAGAUGUGGUCUUUGAUGAAGCUAAGAUGCGGGAUUGGAAUAGAAAAGUCAAAGAACAACAACUAAUUCCAAUUGAUUUUGAAGAUGCAGAAAAUAGGACUGAACAGCAGAUGCAAUCCUUAGAUGAACACUUGCCCAUUUCUUCAACAAUUCCACUGGAAAAUGAGCAACCACCUGAAAACCAACAUUCGGAUCCUAUCUCCUUUGAAGAGGCAGUCAAAGAUACAAAAUGGCAAAUGGCAAUGGAGGCUGAAAUCAAUUCUAUUGAGAAGAAUCAUACAUGGGAGCUGACUGAUUUGCCUAAGGGUCAUAAAACUAUUGGAGUGAAGUGGGUGUUUAAAACCAAAUUGAAUGAGAAAGGUGAAAUAGGCAAGCACAAGGCUCAUUUGGUGGCUAAGGGAUAG